AUGAUGAUGAUGAUGAUGAUGAUGAUGAUGAUGAUGAUGAUGAUGAUGAUGAUGAUGAUGAUGAUGAUGAUGAUGAUGAUGAUGAUGAUGAUGAUGAUGAUGAUGAUGAUGAUGAUGAUGAUGAUGAUGAUGAUGAUGAUGAUGAUGAUGAUGAUGAUGAUGAUGAUGAUGAUGAUGAUGAUGAUGAUGAUGAUGAUGAUGAUGAUGAUGAUGAUGAUGAUGAUGAUGAUGAUGAUGAUGAUGAUGAUGAUGAUGAUGAUGAUGAUGAUGAUGAUGAUGAUGAUGAUGAUGAUGAUGAUGAUGAUGAUGAUGAUGAUGAUGAUGAUGAUGAUGAUGAUGAUGAUGAUGAUGAUGAUGAUGAUGAUGAUGAUGAUGAUGAUGAUGAUGAUGAUGAUGAUGAUGAUGAUGAUGAUGAUGAUGAUGAUGAUGAUGAUGAUGAUGAUGAUGAUGAUGAUGAUGAUGAUGAGGAUGAUGAUGAUGAUGAUGAUGAUGAUGAUGAUGAUGAUGAUGAUGAUGAUGAUGAUGAUGAUGAUGAUGAUGAUGAUGAUGAUGAUGAUGAUGAUGAUGAUGAUGAUGAUGAUGAUGAUGAUGAUGAUGAUGAUGAUGAUGAUGAUGAUGAUGAUGAUGAUGAUGAUGAUGAUGAUGAUGAUGAUGAUGAUGAUGAUGAUGAUGAUGAUGAUGAUGAUGGUAAAAUGUACAUACACCUAUACACUGACCUAA
Molecule: messenger RNA, 720 nt
Organism: Schistosoma mattheei
Lineage: Eukaryota; Metazoa; Platyhelminthes; Trematoda; Strigeidida; Schistosomatidae
Source: the annotation of a GenBank genome assembly